UGAUCGCAACUCUUUUUGUUACCAUCCUAAUUUUUUCAAUGUAUCAGGAUAUUGUUCAAUCCGCCAUGUACGACGUUAGCCUGGAUUCGCUGGAACCCAAUCCCAACAGUGAUAAAGCGUUCAUAAAUUACGGAACGCUGCGGGUGUCCAAGAAAAGUCGCAAUUUGUUCGUGGUCGCCGGCUAUUUCGAGUAUUUGCAGAACGUGGACGACAACACCAAGGUGGACUACGCGAUCUACUACAACGAUAACAAAAAGCCGAUGAUUGCGGGUAAGCAGGGCUACUGCAAGGUGCUGGACAACGACAGCGGAGUUCUGCGCCGACUGCGGGAGGUGUCCAACAUGCCGCCGCCGGGGACGUGUCCCUUUCCGAAGGGUCGGAUCACGAUCAAUAACUACGAGCUGGAUGACUCGCAGCUGCCGAUGACUUUGCCCCCGGGCCAGUACACGCUGGUCAUGAAGAUGAUCGAGUCGAACGAGCUGAAGGCUGGAUAUAAGAUAAAGCUGACCGUAAAGUGAACAGAAGGUAUUAGAGUAUUUUGAGUGGUGAUUCUGAACAAUAAAAGCAGU
Molecule: messenger RNA, 569 nt
Organism: Culex pipiens pallens (northern house mosquito)
Lineage: Eukaryota; Metazoa; Arthropoda; Insecta; Diptera; Culicidae
Exons: 2
Coding region: 39-518 (159 amino acids)
Source: RefSeq, a predicted model, not a curated record